Messenger RNA from Kockovaella imperatae, 1930 nucleotides. RefSeq lists its product as hypothetical. The record is from RefSeq and is a predicted model, not a curated record. The transcript has 2 exons. Bases 263 to 1906 code for a protein of 547 amino acids. NCBI's taxonomy places the organism in Eukaryota, Fungi, Basidiomycota, Tremellomycetes, Tremellales, Cuniculitremaceae.
UCGCAGAUACAGCCGCACGAUCACCAAUAUUCUGUAAACGUGGCUGAGACCUUGCAAGCUGUUCCUUUGACUCGACUCCUCCGGGUCUGAUACGCGGAGAACCAUGAUCCUUUCUACUGACCAGAGCGCAACUGGCCGUGACAACACGUCUGUCGGCCUCCAAAAUGACUUGUGAAGCCUGUCAAUCGUGUCAACCUUGAUCCUGCGAAUCGUCUUCCGCCUCUUGCUGUCAGUAUACGUCGUCUCGCUCUGCUUGGCUCAAAUGACAGCUCUGACCACGACUACUAAUCCAGCCUUGGUUUCAACGACUGUCAAUCUUCCCAGUGCGAGUGACAUCUCACCAUCAGGAAACGCGAGCUGCUCUUUCUCUGGCGAUGUAGGCGACUAUCUGUCAUGUGCACGAGGUCAAGACUCCACUACGACCCUUGUAGCUGCCGCGUUGGGCGUCACAGUCGGUAUUUGCCUACUCGUAGGUCUUUGCGUGUACAUGUGUCACAAGUCACGCCGGAAGCAAGCCCUGGCCAGAGAUCCGCCAAGCGUGGGGGAUCGUACAAGGAAUCCAGACAAGCAAGGGGGGUACGGCGAUUCUGACGAAGACCUGCUGGAGAAAAGUAUCAAGUUUGUCAAACCCUCUCGAGGACCGCUACCUCCAGGUCUCGCUCUCGUUCAACGUCAUCCGGAUUCGCCUGUCGAUAUACAGCACGGACGGACCUUGUACUUGUCGAAUCCCUCUCCUGCACCUCGACACCUUGCUGGUAGCCGACCCGCAUCGAGACCCAGAACAGCGUACCAACGAGAACAGCGUGUGUCUCGUGCUCUCGAUCCUCGACGCCCAUCCCAGCUCCCUCCUUAUGAGCCCCCUACAAGGGGACCUCCACCAACUGUUCCCGAAAAGUCGAGGCCCAAGCCGACAGAGCAUAGUCGAGCAACCUUUGGUGCUCAGCCAGCGCCAGAUGUUGCAGUCAGCAAGAUGGCGCCGGUGGGCCCGAUGGGAGAGAUAGCUUAUCUAGGCCGAUCGCCAAGUCAGUUCUCUGCGAAACCGCUCAACAUCCGUAAAUCAUCCGCUCCAAACGUCUACGGCCGGCCUAGACCACCUCCUGACGAUCCUCCUCCAGCUUUGCCUCACAGUACAUCACUGCCCACCGUACCGGUGGUAGCUGUUGACAAAGCUCUUCCUCAAUCCGCCACCAUCCCGCCUUCCCCUGAAUCCCUUCCCCAGACUCAUCAGAUCGCAACCGUAUCUAUGACUCAACAUUCAGUGGACGCAUUCUUAACAGUCGAGACAGAAGAUCCUACGUUGGCCCCGCGUCGUAGUGUCGCGGCGGAAUAUAGCAUUCCGAGCUAUUACGAGCCGGCCAGACAGACGAUCCACGAUACCGUCAACUCUAGAGCGCCGAGCACUUAUGUCCCUCGAAGCCGGAGUGGAAGUGUAGACGUUUUGCCAAAGAUGCCGGUCCGAGAGCCGCUCGUUAUGCCGCUGAGGACGGAUAACCGACACCUCCCAGAGCGAUCUCAGACGACUCAGGAUUCGAUGCCUCGACGAAUCUCGAGACGGUCAAUAAAUGCUCCUAGUCAGCUCGGAUACAGCAGCGCGCCGACUGAACCUGUUCCCCUCGUGCCUGCAGGCCAGAGCGACAUCAAGCUCGACCCUUCUGAAGCACACGAGGGGUCCGCUGAAGCGUCAAGCGCUAGCAUUCCUCCCUCACGAGUGGACAAGCACGGUCAUCUGGCACAGCGACCCGUCGUACCGAGAGCCGAAACUUCCACCGGUGAUCUUUUCGUAGAUGCUUUGGAGAACCUGGAUCCAGACUCAGACAGUGAGUCGAUGUCGAAACCCCGGCACGGGCGUUCGGUCCAUACUGUACCUCAACGUAGUCCAUCAGUCGAUAGAGGAGGAUUGAUAUAAGGUGUAUUCCAAGUGUAUGCAGAA